AGUGUGACUAUUAAACUAUGCAAUCAAAGCAAAAUUAUUGGAUUUGAUAUUGAUACAACUGGAUUUACUGAUAGUAGUGCAUCUUAUAUUAAUAUUGAAGGAUACCAAGAUUCUGAUGCGAUUUGGCAAUCAUUACUACCCGAAGUCCCUAUUAAUGCUGAUUCACAUAAUUUUUUUGAAUUUAAUAGUAAUAAAUUGUAUUCAAAAAUCCGAUUAAACAUUGCGCCUGGCGGUGGUAUUGGUCGUUUGCGUGUCUAUGGUGAUAUUACCCCAGAUUUCACUGAUAAGUCUAGAGAAUACAAUAUGUCGGCUGCUAAUUUAGGUGCACGUAUUGUUCGUUGGACAGAUCAAGGUUAUGCCAAUAAAUCCAACAUUUUACUAAACCAUGGAACCAAAAUAAAUGAUUUUGUCGUCAUUCAACUCGCAACAUCGUGUAAACCUAACUCAAUUAUAAUUGAUACCACAGGGUUUGAAAAUAAUGCACCUAAAAAUGUAUUUAUCCAAGGCUGUUACAGUGAAGAUACUGAUCCACAUUAUGACCCUUUUGCUAAUUGGGUUUCUUUAAUAGUACCAGAUAAUAACAAAUUAUUGGCUGGUGGUUUAAGUACCUUUGAUAUUCAUGAUGAUAUCGUUAUUUCACAUAUUCGUCUUUAUUUAAUUCCUGAUGGUGGUGUUCAGCAAAUCAAAGUAAUAGGCACGCCUGUCACAAAAGAAAAGUUAAAAGAUGGACCUCUAUUGAUUGAGCAAGGUCCACAAGUAAAAUCGAUUAGAAAUAAUGAGGAAGAGGAAGGUAUAAUUAUUGAAGAAUUAGAGGAAGGUGAAUUAGUGCAAGACGAGAUAACUACUGUAGAAGAAGUAGUAGUGACAAAAGAAAAUAAUAAUAAUAACAUGUCAGCUUCAAAACAUGCGAAAUUAGCUGUAGAGGAACAACAAUCUAAAAAAGAUUUUGUUGAAGUAAAGAUUGAACCAGGAAUAACAACACCCAUCACUGUAAAUAACAGGAAAAGAAUGUCAUCUUACGAAGAGGAAGCACGUCUUAAAAGACAAUGUAUGAAAUCAAGAAGAAAUUUUCCAUCUGGUGAAUGGUUUCAAUAA
Cokeromyces recurvatus is the source of this 1095-nucleotide messenger RNA. RefSeq names its product galactose-binding domain-like protein. Gene Ontology annotation, molecular function: allantoicase activity. The annotation marks the transcript as partial. Lineage: Eukaryota; Fungi; Mucoromycota; Mucoromycetes; Mucorales; Mucoraceae. The transcript is spliced from 4 exons. The record is from RefSeq and is a predicted model, not a curated record. Gene Ontology annotation, biological process: allantoin catabolic process.